UCCAGGGCACUUCCGGUGAAAUUUCAAAUUUUUAGUUUUUUCUUUCAAUAAAAUGCUGAUAUCUUAGUGAUAUCAUGAUUGGCAUCCUAAAAAAGAAUUGGUUUCUUAUAGGGAUCAUUAUUGUCAUUAUUGCUGCGCAUGUUGAGCCUUCAAUCGGUUUAAAAGGAGGGCCAUUGAAGCCAGAGAUAACAGUGUCAUUCCUAGCAGUGUUCAUCAUAUUUUUCAACAGUGGAUUGUCAUUAAAAACAGAGGAGCUGACUCAUGCCGUCCUUCAAGUCAAAUUGCACCUGUUCAUCCAGUCGUUCACGCUCAUCCUGGUGCCAUUCCUGAUGUAUUUACUCACAGAGUCUCUCAAGUCCAGUCCCAUCAAUGAGUGGUUACUCAAAGGAUUACAGGUAGUUGGCUGCAUGCCACCGCCCGUCUCAUCUGCUGUGAUACUGACCAAGACAGUCGGAGGAAAUGAGGCGGCAGCAAUAUUUAACUCGGCAUUUGGAAGCUUUUUAGGAAUUAUUUUUACACCAGUCCUGUUGUUGUAUUAUCUUGGAUCCUCAGGGUCGGUGCCUUUUCUAGCUGUUUUCUCAAAGUUAUCUGUGACUGUUGUGGUGCCUCUAAUUUUAGGACAGAUGUGUAGGCAUUUUAUGAAGAAUUGGCUCGCAAGAACUCAUAUACCUUUUGGUCAAAUUAGCAGUGCCAUUCUUCUUCUCAUCAUCUACACGACAUUCUGUGAUACAUUUUCUCACAAGGACAUCGAGAUCGACGAGCUCAGUUUGAUAACCAUCGUUUUCAUGGUCUUCCUCAUCCAGUGUGCGCUCUUAUUGCUGAGUUUUUACCUGACUACGCGUCGAGGGACAGGCUUCGCACCGGCUGAUACAGUCGCUGCAAUAUUUUGUGCCACGCAUAAAUCUCUUACACUUGGUAUUCCAAUGCUGAAGAUCAUCUUCAGCAGCCAUCCACGUUUAUCGGUCAUCUCCAUCCCGUUGCUCAUCUACCAUCCGACACAGAUCCUACUCGGGGGCCUCAUUGUACCACAGGUCAGAGGAUGGAUGCUUUCAACACAAAAAUCAAGGCAUAUACAUGGACGUCCUCAUUAUCAUAGUUUCAUUUGAUUGAACAUCCUCAUCCUUUGGAACAUUCCGCUCGUACAGGACUUGUGUAGUUUAUUCUGGAACAACAUGUAGCCCCCAGCUGUGGGCUGCCCAAUCACCUUCCACACUACAGUAUUUGUUUUCACAACCGAAUUCCACAGAAAAUGGAAAAAUUAUCAUAAAUCAAUGGAUUUAUCAGUUUUGCCUGAUGUUUAUGCUGAGUGAGCCCUCCGUGCAGUGAUCAUCUUAGUGCUGAUUGAUACAUUGGCAACUUGCUGCACGGAGGGCGAGGGCCAACAUCAUGCCUUCAUUGUUCUUGAUUACCCAGACACUACAAUGACACUGCCAACUUAAUGACAAUAGUGUCAUGCUAUUAAAGGGAAGCUGAAGGGAAAAAUCUGCCUGGUCCUUUAACAAAAUCUGCCUGGUCCUUUAACAAAAUCUGCCUACUCCUUUAACAAAGUGUACACAGUUCCUUUGAACAUUUUGAGUCAUUUUAUAUCCAAUUUUGACAAUGAGAUGUUGCCGAGUCCUAAUCAAACAUUGAUACAAGCAUUGAUGUAUUUGUACUUUUUGUGCCAAGAAGAAAUGACACCGUGUUUAAUGAAUCAAACUCAAACUGCUGCAUGUCUAUAAAUCACUGCUGAGAAGUGUUAAAAUAGUUUUGUUUGAUUUUAUCUUCAAACUGUUAUGUUUCAACUAAGUUAUGAAUUUUACAUAUUUGCAUGAAUCAGACCUCACUGCCAUUACAUGUAUGGCUGUCAAAAUUCUCCGCAUGGAUGCUUUUGAGUAAGGUGAGGUGGUACACUUAAAGCAAUAUGGUACAAUUAUGACCUCAGUGUGCAUUGACAUGUACUACCAGUUCUUUUUAACACCGUACGGGCUAAAAUUGUGGUGGGCUAUAAUUGUAUUACUUUACCAAAAUGGUGCAUUUGCUUUGGAUUGGAAAUUGGGUGUGCAGCAUAAAUUAUUGUUAUGUUUAUUUUGAUAAGAGGUGAUUUUGCAUAAUAAAUGAA
Molecule: messenger RNA, 2101 nt
Organism: Lineus longissimus
Lineage: Eukaryota; Metazoa; Nemertea; Pilidiophora; Heteronemertea; Lineidae
Product: sodium/bile acid cotransporter 7-like
Exons: 10
Coding region: 75-1106 (343 amino acids)
Cellular component (GO): plasma membrane
Source: RefSeq, a predicted model, not a curated record